This is a messenger RNA of Nerophis lumbriciformis (worm pipefish), 1362 nucleotides long. Lineage: Eukaryota; Metazoa; Chordata; Actinopteri; Syngnathiformes; Syngnathidae. The record is from RefSeq and is a predicted model, not a curated record.
AUGCCGGGCGCGGAGUACGGGGAGCUCGGGGGAAGCCUGCCCGCCAUCGCCUCGCUCAACGCGUCGUACUCCACCACGUUAUCGCUGCCGUCCCCGUACCUGCCGCCGCCGCUCGCCCGGCGCAAACGAAUCUCGGACGUGCGCCGCACCUUCUGCCUUUUCGUCACCUUUGACCUGCUCUUCAUAUCGCUGCUGUGGAUCAUCGAGCUCAAUAUCUCCAGCUCCAUCUGGGACAGUUUGGAAAAGGAAGUCGUCCGCUACCAUUUUAAGUCAUCCUUCUUUGACAUCUUUCUCCUGGCGCUUUUCCGUUUUCUGUGCCUGCAAUUGGGCUACGCCGCCUUUCGGCUAAGGCACUGGUGGGUGAUCGCGGUCACCACCCUCGUGACCAGCGUUUUCCUCGUGGUGAAGGUCAUCAUUUCUAAUCUUCUCUCUCAGAAUGCAUUUGGCUAUGUGUUGCCCAUCACUUCCUUUGUGGUGGCCUGGCUGGAGACGUGGUUCCUGGACUUUAAGGUGCUCACGCAGGAGGCGGACGACGAGCGAGCUUACCUGGCGGCGGUGAACGCGGCCUGCGAGCGCGCCCCCUCCACGUAUCCUCGCGCCGUGUCCGACGGACAAUUCUAUUCGCCGCCCGAAUCCGUCGCAGGUUCCGAGGAAGACCUCGACGAGGAGGGCCUCGGCCGGCGCGCCGUCACCGCUCAGGAGAAGGAGCUGGUGCGACAAGGACGCGAGGCCAUGACCGUCGUGGAGCAGAUUCUCGCCCAGGAAGAGAACUGGAAAUUUGAAAAGAACAACGACGCGGGUGACUCAGUCUACACCCUGGAGAUUCCCUUCCACGGCAAGACAUUCAUCCUCAAGGCCUUGGUGCAGUGUCCUGCAGAGCUAGUGUACCAGGAGGUCAUCUUGCAGCCCGAGAAGAUGGUGCUGUGGAACAGAACCGUCUCCGCCUGCCAGAUCUUGCAGCGAGUGGACGACAACACGCUGGUGACGUACGACGUCUCGGCCGGGGCGGCCGGGGGAGUGGUGUCCCCACGGGACUUUGUCAAUGUCCGGCGGGUGGAGCGCAAACGAGACCGCUACCUGUCCGCCGGCAUGGCCGCCCAUCACGACGCCCAGGCGCCCGGCGGACGUUACGUCAGGGGAGAAAACGGCCCGGGCGGAUUUGUGGUCCUCAAAUCCAGCGGCAACCCAUCCGUCUGCACCUUCAUCUGGAUCCUCAACACAGACCUAAAGGGUCGACUACCGCGCUACCUCAUCCACCAGAGUCUGGCCGCCACCAUGUUUGAGUUCAUGUCCCACCUGCGACAGCGCGUUGCCGAGCUGCGGCCCGUGGCGCUCGCCCACCGCCAACGCCACGCGCGCUAG